AUGGACGAAACAACCUUGGCUCGUCAACCUAGUAGCGUAAAUGUCGAUUCUGAGUCUUGGGGUUAUGAGUAUAUGCCCCUCAGUGAUAGACAGAUAAGGUUGAUUCGACUAAAUCCGGCUGACCAAGAGAGUGACGAACUCAAUGGCGAACUUGUUGUUAAAGACCUAGAAGAUUUUCCCCCUCCACAUAGGUCAGGCAAUGCAAACGCAGCAGAUUCAGAACGUGCAAAACCAGAGAAGUAUAUUUGUUUUGACGCAAUAUCCUACGUUUGGGGCCACGCAACCUUUACAGAUACCUUCGUCACUCCUCAAGGAUCCAUCCCAAUAACGGCCUCACUUGCUUCUAUUUUACAACGACUUCGUAAUAAGGAAAAAGAAGAACUAUACUGGGCUGAUGGCCUUUGCAUCAACCAGUCAGAUUUGGCCGAGAAGGAGGUCCAAGUUGCUCUUAUGGGCAUCAUCUACAGCUCCGCCAGAAAGGUCUUUUGCGACAUUGGCGAAGAAACAGAGGAGACUGCACUUUUGCUGGAUGCUAUGCAGCGUUACUGGAAACGAAACAUUCGUCACGGCUUUGCAGUAGGUCAAGGCAGCUCCUUGGUUCUGUCAGGCCCCUCUACCGCCAAAAUUAUGGACAUCCCGUAUCCAACAGAUGAGGAAGCAGACGCGAUCGAGGACGUUAAGGGAGAUGAAUGGCCUAAAAGGCUUUUUAAAUUCUUCUCCGCGCCAUGGUUUCACCGUCUCUGGAUUGUUCAAGAGUUUGUCCUCGGACAUGAUGUAGUCAUGGUCAUUGGUCGUCGAUUUAUAUCAUGGGGAGAGAUAUGGGCAGGCUUUGUGCGUUAUAAAGGAGUUGGACCGCCCUGGAUUUCCCAUGAAUAUACCCAAGAUGACCUUACCAGUGUCCUGAUGUCAUAUAACCUCAUGUGCUUGGUUCGUUCUGGUCGUCGCAUCGAUGUCAAUACGGUGCAUGGUCUUGAGUUCUACAACAUAAUUAACAUCCUCUUGUGUGGAGUUGAGAUGAAUCAGGCUGAUUUGCCGAUUUGCAUGCUCCUCUUCUGUACACAUGGGUGUACUCACCCGAGGGAUCGUUACUUUGGCAUUCUUGGGAUGGUCGAUGACGAGGAUAAGGAAAAGUCACGAAGCCUGCGGCCUGACUAUAAAUCGCCUUUGAGAGAUAUAACAAUGAGGUUUUGGAAAUACGCACUACAGACCAAGUUUGGGGGAGAACUUAUGCUCUGCGCUGGAUUGCCGGGACGGACUGAAGGAUAUCCUUCCUGGAUACGAGAUUUCUCAGUGCCUAAACCUUUAAGUCAGAUCUGGAUAGGGAAUUCUCUGACUACAGCAUGGCAUGCAGCAGGAGGCCCAACGAGCACGUGGUCUGCUGCUUUCAGCAACGAUGAUCCAAACUUACUUUUUGUUCAAGGACGGCAUGUGGACGAUGUCACAGAAAAGUCAACUACAAGUAUUUCCAAUCUCUUUGGCUUCGCUUGGAUGGCUGAAUGGUUAGACGAAGCCUUUAGCUUCUAUCAAGCUGGGCCGGAUCCGGUAGAUGAUGAUAUGGAUAGAAGAUAUCCUCCAACGGGCGAGCCUGUUCCUGAAGCUGCUCUCAAAGUAGUGAUGGACUACAAUCAAGCAGACACUAUGUCUCCUGAUGAUGAUAUCUGCAGAGCCAUGCUCCGAAUAGGACUUUCUGUCCCAUCAGUAGCAUUUUCCGAGAACGUCAAGGGCGAAAAUCUCGAAAAGAAACUCUUAUCUGCAUUUGGAAAGGAAGUAUACACUUUGCGACAGCUUUUCCGUCGUAUUUCCCAGAAAAGAGGCAUGGGGUUUUAUAAAACUGGAAAAGGGUUAUUUGCAAUGUUGCGCCCAGAAGUAGAAAUUGGGGAUUCGGUCUGGGUGCUUAAAGGAUGCAGAUUACCUGUUGUCUUACGGCCAAGUUUAUUGUAUCCUGAAUCGUUAGAGUUCGUUGGGGGUGGGUAUAUAUAUGGAGUCAUGAACGGAGAAAUGCUGGACAAAGAUGACUUUACUUGGCAACCAGUCUCACUUAGAUAA
Messenger RNA from Fusarium venenatum, 2046 nucleotides. Its product is annotated as heterokaryon incompatibility protein-domain-containing protein. Lineage: Eukaryota; Fungi; Ascomycota; Sordariomycetes; Hypocreales; Nectriaceae. The record is from RefSeq and is a predicted model, not a curated record.